GCAAUGGCCCAUGGUCGCCGCUCGAGGUCCCCCCCCCCCGGGGCUCCCUGCGGGCCGCAUGGGCACGGGCGCCUGCAGCUGGCUGGCCGGGGGGCGCGGAGAGAUGGUGUGGUGCCCCCCGGACCUCUGGGGGCGCGGCGCCGCCCCAGCGCCGCUGGCCGUGGCCGCGCAGCCGCACCACGGCCGCACCACCUCGCCGCGCGCCGCCGCUCGGCCGUGGCCGGGGGCCACCGGGGAGGCCGUCGCGAAGUACGUGGCGGACAACACCCUGCUGCGGGCGCCGACGCCCGGCCUGUCGUGCAGGCGCUCGAAGCGGCUGGACGACCGCGACGACGCGGGCCACGUGGUGCACUGGGGCGCCGUCGUGGCCGGCCGCGAGACCGGGGACGGCUGGCUCAGGCUCGAGGCGGGCGGGCUCUUCCUGCCCAUGGAGCUGGAGGGCGUUCGCGUGCUGGCCAGCUGGCCCCCCAGCCUGGAGCAGCAGGACGAGGCCCCCGGCUCCUCCUGGCAGCGACCCGGCGAGCUGCUGCCGCCUGCCGAGCCAGAGCUGCCAGCGCGGCGCGCCUCCGCGGAGCACCCGGCAGGUCUCGCACUCGCCGCAAUCUCUGGCCACUCGGCGCCAGGAGCAUGGCCGCCCUGCCACUUGCAGCCGCCCGCAGUCCAGCACCCAGAGCUCCCGGCCAUGCCGCAGCCGACCUUCCAGCUGCAGGUUCCCGGCCUCUCUGUGCCGGGCCUGGCGCCGCUGCUCGCGCCACCAGCGCCCGCUCUGGGCAGCGGAGCCGGCGGUGCACCCUGCUGGGCUGGGACGGCCGAGGGCAGCUGGGCGGCACACACAGUCACAGGCUCCCCUUGCGCGACCAGAGAGUGGCCAUCGGACGCCGUGCGGCCGACAGAGGCCUCGCCGUGGCUGCAGGAUCUGCUCGCGAGCGGAGCGGCGCCGCCCGCAGACACAUGCAGGCAGGGCUCGCCCUGCGACGACUUCUCCGGCCUGGCCAGGCUCUUGGAGGAGACCGAGGCUGAGUUCGCCCGCAUCAAGCGCAGCUUGCACGGGAUGCACCACGGCCUGCAUCUUGCGGGCAGCCUCCUCGGGCCGCGCUCGCCCGACAGCGGCCCGACGUCCGGGCUGGCGCACGGGGCUCCCGCCCGCGAGAGCUCGGGGGGCUUGGCGCCCGCCCCGCCUCCGCUGGAGGCCCCUGCUGGGGGCCGACCCGGCGGUGGCCCGGCGCCCAGCCCGCCGCUGCUGGCGCGAGGGCCUGGCGGCUGCCCAGACAGGGUCCGGCGGCCCCUCGGCUGCGACCGCCUGGUGCGCAGCCCGCCGCGGCGGCCCCCUGAGGGCCGCGGCGCGGCCUGCGCCACGCCCCCCCCCGCGGCGGGCCACCGCCUCGGCUCGGACGCCGCCAGCCUGCCGGACCCGCCGUGGACGCACGGCUCGGAGGCCCCGGGCGCGGCCGCUGGCGCCCAGGGCGGCGGCGCCGCCGGGGCGGCCGCAGCGCGCCGCGCGGCGCCCCGCGAGGAGGGCGUGCUCGCCGCGAUCCUCGGCGCCGCGGCCAGGGGCUCGCCAGGGGGCACCCGGGCCAUCCUGAUGUCCACGGAGCGCGCCGCGCCCGCCGCGGGGGCCGCCUCGCCCAGGGGGUCCCCGGCGCCCGGCGUCGAGGGCGGGGCGCGCGCGGAGCUGCCCGCGCCGGCGGCGCCGCCGCGGGAGCAGCCGGCGGAAGAGCCGCCGCGCGCCUCCCCCGACGGGCCGCCAGAGCCGCGGCGGCGCCCUGCCGCAGGCAUCGGCGCCCGCGCGGAGGGCCACUGCGCGGCGUUGGAGGCGGCCAUGGCGCGGGUUCGCGCGGGCAGGUGCCAACGCACGACGUGUACAGGCGCUGGCGCAGCGCAAAAGCUGGCGGCGGGGGGAGGACUGGGAGGGAAAGAAGAAGGGCGAGCCAGCGGAGGGAGAGGACGUUCUCCCCUGCCACGAGGGGCAGCCAGUUACGCAGAUCCAGGCCUCCCAGAUGUGGGCAGGUCGAAUGAGGUCGGAGGGUGCCGC
Molecule: messenger RNA, 2032 nt
Organism: Prorocentrum cordatum
Lineage: Eukaryota; Dinophyceae; Prorocentrales; Prorocentraceae
Source: the annotation of a GenBank genome assembly